Molecule: messenger RNA, 6314 nt
Organism: Spizellomyces punctatus DAOM BR117
Lineage: Eukaryota; Fungi; Chytridiomycota; Chytridiomycetes; Spizellomycetales; Spizellomycetaceae
Exons: 5
Coding region: 102-5987 (1961 amino acids)
Molecular function (GO): DNA binding; protein binding
Source: RefSeq, a predicted model, not a curated record
GAACGCGAACACUCUCAACCUUUCGAGCCGGGUUGGACGUGACGACGAACCCCCGUCGAGGCCUUCCGUUGCUGGACCAAAUCAAAGGCUUGGGGUUCACCAUGGAGUCAAGCCACGCAGAAGAUGUCGACUAUGGCAGAGUUGUCGCCAUCCGAAAAACUGGCGAAGAUGCUGGAUUUAUGCGCAUCACUCAAUCCGAUUUCACUAUCGGAAGAGAUUUGAGCUGCGACAUCAAAAUUCGCCUCCUCACUGUGAGCAGAGUUCACGCAGUACUACAGGUGGACAAGAAGACUCGCAGAGUGACUGUAACUUGCCGAAGCCCACAGGGUCUUUUGGUGAAUAAGGAAACUAUAGCUUUGCAAAGAAAAGUUUUGCUCAAAAAUGGGGAUGUCAUUGACAUACAAGGCCGACGAUUUCGCUUUGAGAAUUCAACUGGUGUCCCAUCCACAGGAUUUGCGCAUGACUCCCGACAAACAAACAAUGCGCUGUCCGGUUCACCCCUUCACAUUUUUCCCGCGGAAGAAUUGGAAUUCCAACGACCAUGUGCAUCAGUUGCUACAAAAUCUCUUUCUGUGACCAAUACCUUGUCGGAUGCAUCGAUAUACAUUAACGUCAAGACCAAUGCUCCAGACCGCUACCGAAUCUCCCCAGCUACUGGAUCCAUAGCUCCAGGAGAUACUCUCAACAUACUGAUUUCCUUGCAUAUACAUGAGGGACCUACUGAAAGUGACGUUUCGAUGGAUAACGUGACGGUUAAAGGCAUCAAGGUGCCGGCGGACUGUGUAGAUCUGGGUGGCGAAGAUUUGGCAGGAAAGCUACAAGAUUUGCUGCAGCGGGCGCAGGAACUGGGGGAAAGUUCUUCAAAAGCACAAUCAGACAGUCUACUGGAGAGGACGUUGAAAUGCGUUUAUGUUGAUCGUGCGACUGAUGUGAAUGUCGCAGGGACAAGUGGAACCCCGUCUGAGGCAAAAGCGCAAGUGGGAAGAAAGGAAACUGCCAAUGGGGAGCUAAUGGCGUCUAAAAGCAUUGCGACUGCUGCUGACGACCCAGCACCACGACGGAUCGACCGCUCACGUGCCCGCAAAACACUUUCAGCGAGCAGCCUUCCAACUCUCAUUAAAACUGGAGCUGCUCGUUCCGUACGCCCUGCAACAAAAUCCACGCUCCAAAAUACAUCCACAUCCACUGAUGGGUCUUUUUGGCAGCAAAUGGACAAAGUACUAACCGCCACCAAUCAGCCAGUCAAGCCGCCUCAAGCGACGGGCAAGACCAACACUCCAAACUCCCGGCGUCAGGGUGUAGCCGCCGGUGCGAAGAGUGUGCCCGCUAAAGAACAGAGGCGGGGAGCUGCCGGGGUUACGGCUCCUCGACGCGCCUCAACUUUAUUUGGUUACGCGGUGCAUCCGUCUUUGAAAGAUCUGAGCCUUGCGGACAGUGAGCCCACGCUGAGGAGCAUAACCAACGCGAAGCCUACUGAUCACCCGAUCCCUCCCGAAAAUAAGUCAUGCGAUGAUAAGCGCAAAUCGCCGCCAAGUUCUCCUUCCCACACCGGCGACGAACGUGAACCUGCUGAUUCAGAUACAAGCCUUUCCACAAAAGCAACCACUUCGGACAGCACUCCAAAGCGUCUACCUUCCACCAAGCCGCCCAGCCCUCUGCCGAAAGCGGUCGAUACAGUGGAGCAUGCGACGAGUCCGACAGCAAAGGUGUUGACACAAUCGCCCACAUCUACCGGUGAUACACCUCCGAGAAAGAGUCCAGAAGAUGUCCCCGAAGAUCAACCGUCAACCUCUCCCUUUGUUCCGAUAUCGAAUCCUCUAAUUGUCCUCGAGGGUCAGGCUGCCGAGGAGAACCUCCAGGACGCUAAGCGGGAAGAGAGCGACAACGUCUCUCUUCUCAACGCAAACCUGUCCCCGGACGAGGUUAUUCCCGACGGUACACUUGCGCAGGAGACCCCCGCUACCGACAGAAUCCAGGAGAUUGAAGUAGACGACGACGACAAAAAUCCAUCGUGCUCGCAAGAGACUGAUGAGCACGCGAACCAGGCUGACGAGGGCUCCGCUGCCUUAACUCCUCCGGUAAGCGAUCUGCUCACGCCUGGUCGAAGCCUGAGUUCAAAAUCGAAAAAGGGCGUUACCUUUGGACCUCCGCUGUCUCCCGAGGUCUUCGAUGAAACUCUUCCGAUCAAUUCACCCGUAGUACGGGGCAGGCAAGUGCUGCUCUCAAGGGAAGUCGGAAAGCGGUCCAUUCUUAAAUCGCAGGAACAUUUACGACGGGAAGCGGAAGAGGCGUUGAGAGUCGCCAGCGAACUCGCCCAAACCAGUGAGUCUGAGCCUGUUCUUCAAGAUCCGGGAAAGCAUGGAAACACCAGAGAAACUGGUAAUGCUGGGGAGGCAGAAGAGGAUAAGAACUCGGAUAUUGAGAAUGGCGAUGUGGAUACCUUGGCAUUCCAAUCCAUUCCUUCUAUUUCAGAAAUAGUGGAAAAUGAUGGUGGAGAUGGGAAAGUGCCGGUCACCUCAGACGCCAUUGAGUCGACAAAGCAGAGGGAUGGAGAGAAUGGAGAGUUUGGCGUUGCUCAAAUUGAAACCGAGCCUUCUGCUGGUGCCGCACACGUCGCCGCGACAGUUUCGGAAAGCAGAAAGAGUAGUAGAAGGAAGAAAUCCACUGAUAGGAUCAAACCUGAUGACGUGCAGGAAGGUAGUGAAACCCUCGCAGUGGAAGCCCAGCCUCCACCAUCUAGCCCUGCUGAAAGUGCCGAAGAGCCCUCCGACAAUAAGAGACGCGGCCGAAAGCGGGGUUCCGCGAAGACCGCGAAGCCAAAGACUGAGCUUAGCGGGACUGAAGGAUCCGCGCUGGAUAUUAUCACAGAGCAAGGAGCUCCGUCCAUGCCUACUGAUGCCAUCGAACUGCCUAAACCGGAGAAGGGUGAUCGAUUGCCGGCGGUUGUCACCAUCACGGAAGACGAGCAGAGCUCCAAAACUGAGAUUUCUGUCGCCGAUGUAACUGAUGGAGUUGAGUCUACCACUGAGGACCAGAUUGAAUUCGAAAAAAGUGGUAUACUGGUCACGGACGAGAAUAUAAGCUCGCGAGCCGAGACCGAGACUCCCGCAACAGAAGAUCCGACAGCUGAAUCAGCAGCUGAUGUGCAACCAGGUCCAUUGACCAUUGAAGGAACCCCUAAAGUCAAAAGACGAGGCCGACCUCCAAAAGUUACCAAGAGCACGCAAAUCGACGUGACUGAGACCCCUGCAACAAAAGAUGCGACGAUUGAAUCACCAAAACCUGUGGAUACACCAGCCGUUGGUGAAAAAGGUCGGGGCAGUAAAAGAAGCCACCCUCCAAAGGUUGUCAACGAUACGGAGGAGGAUACGAGUGCAGGGGCCGUGCCAGACGAUGUCAUAGUUAAAACUGCGGACAUCAUAGGUACAGCAGGUCUCGGUGACAACGCUCAGGUCAGAAAGCGAGGCCGGCCACCAAAGGUGACCAGGAAUACGACGGAGGACAUAAACUCAGCGUCGAAGGAUACGAUCGCUGAAGUCCGCAUCGAGGCGACGGAUGCAUCAACCAAUGAUGAGAAGACUCCAGUUAGAAGGAGAGGUCGACCUCCCAAGGUUGCCAAAAACACGACAGAGGACAUGAAUUCACCGGCUGAGGCACCUGCAAUUAAAGCUGCGACGGCUGAAGCUCCUGAAUCCUUGAGUAAGUCGACUCUCAAUGACAAGACUCAGGUCAGAAAAAGAGGUCGACCUCGAAAGGCUGCCACGGAUAUGAAGGAGGACACUUGCACCGGAGCUGAAACUCGGACCGAAGAUGUGACUGAUCCAUCAGUAAAUUCGCCGCAACCACAUGCGGAAACUGCUGAUGAGCAGCGUGAAGUUGAAGGAAGAGGUCGGACGGAUAGCCCGCAGGCGACAACACUUGGCCCUCAAGCUGCUCAAGAAGAGACGGCCGCAGCAGAAAGUUCAACCACCGAUUCUGUGCUCUCAGCUUCCGUAGAAACCCGUAGCGAGCCACCUCAACCAAGAAAGAGUAGAAGAGGCGCUGCGAGAGCGAGAAAGGAGGAGACCACUGAUGUGCACUCAGUGGAUGCGGUAUUAAAGGAUCAGGCACGCUCCACUGAAGUGGUCGUUGAGCAGGAAGGAGAUGAUGAAACGAAGGGUGAGGCAAAGGGCAAUGCCAACAUCGAAACGGAACAGAAUAUGAGCGUGGAGACUGCGAACGCGAUGGUACAGGAACUGGAAGUUAAAGAUGCUACUGAUCAAGUGAUUGAACAGCCUAAAGUUGGAAGACGUGGAAGAAGGAGAAGCAUGAACAAAGGAAAGCAGGGUAGCAGUCAUACCGACACUGGAACUACUCGAGUUCCAGUAACAGAUGAACAGCCUACCGUCCCUACCUCGACAGAGACGGUGGCUGAACACGCGGAGGACACAGAUAGGAAAGCUGCCAACGCCAAGAGCAAGGAACUCGCAAAAGAGGCGAACCUUGAACCAGUUGUUGAGAUACCUUCCGUCGAAGACUCUGCUGAGCAACCCGUUGAUGCACAAGGUAUCGGGAAACGACGUCGAGGCCGGGCCGCCGCAAAGGCCCAGAAGAACAGAGAGACGAGCAAUGACGCAGAUCUUGAACACGCAUCGAUCGAAUGCGAAGAUCACGAAACCACACCAGCAGACCCAACUGAUUCGCAACCGGCACCCAAAGCUAAGUCGCGGGGAAGGGCGGUUGCAAAAAAGUCCGAAGAUGUGAAAAAGGAAGAGGCCAGAAAAGAAGACGUAGAAGCUCUUUCGUUAGAGUCGGGAGAGUCAGCCCCGCCGUCCACUACGGCAGAAGUUGUUCAGCAAGACACUGAAGUUGAAGGAAAGGUGCGCGGUAUGCGCAAUGCCAAAGCUAGGCAACCUAAACAACAAGAAGCGGUGGAAGCAGAGGCCGCGGACGGGUUGCAGCAAAGCACUGUGGAGUCUGUACCAUCCGGCUCCACCACUGAAGAUCAUCAGCCGGUGGCUGUUAGACGGAAGAGGGGAAGAGCUGCUUCGAAGGCGAAAACCCUAAUGGAAGAGAGCGCAGCAGUUGAAAACUCUACACCCGUCGAUACUCAUGCAACGGAUGUGACAAUCGAGCCAGUGCCGCCGUCCAUUGUUCCAGAGGCCGAAGAGAAACCAUCCGAUGCUAGUGUAAAGGUCCGGACUAGAGCGGGUGGAAAAAGAACCAAGACCAAGGAAGGCAAGAGCGAGGACAAGACAAUCCCAAAUGUCGAUGAUGCUCCAGAAUUUGUAGAAGCACAAGCUCCAUCUACCCCAUCAGAGAUGACCAAAAAGCUUAGAGGUAGACCCGCGGCCAAAACCAAAGCCGCUGUGGAAGACUUCGGCGAGAAUAAUCCAAGUGAGGACGUUGCAGCGGAAGAGCCGAUGCCAAUUCCGACACCUGCCGAUGUGGAACCUGAGCGUGCAAGAAGGGGCAGAAGAAGGGCUGCUGCUACAGAGAACAAGGCUGCAAGCGAGCAGGAGAAAGACCUCAAAGAGAAUCCAUCAACUCAGGCUGACACUGAAACUCAGCCUGAAGUUGAGGUUAAGGGUAAAGGCAGGGCGGUUACCAGAGCCAGAAAGGCAAUGGAGGAAAGAACAGAUGAAAAUGCGCUGGCUGAGGCCGAGCCUAUAGACCAACCGUCAAUAGAACAAACCUCGCGAAAAGGCGGUUUACGACGGGCAGCUGCAAAGACCAAGACGGACAACAAACAAGUAGCAGAAGCUGAUACAAAAGAGGCACCUGUGGAUGACGUCCCAGAUGGGAAGCGAACGACCAAGGGCGUCACCUCGAGAGCAAAGCAGCAAACGAGAGCAUCAACCAAGGAAAAUCAUGACCCAAAAGCUGACACUGAAAGCAACGCGGACAGCAAACCCAUAUCAAUUCCGACAGAAUCUUUUUAUGGGGCUGCUGAAGAAAAGAAAGUAACCAGAGCUACUGCGGCAAGACGGAAGAAAGCCGCGAAGUAAUUAUUUUUUGUAAACUGCCAAAGUGGGAGCCUUCCUUUGUAGUAGGCACUGGCCAUUUUUGGUAUCUCUUCCUAAACUACCGACAUGUGAUGUAUAUAACAUAGUUUUUCUUUUGUCGAGGUGCUUUUGCAUGUGAUCAGGACAAAUUGAUCGUUGGAUUGGAAUUAUGCCUCGGUGACCUGCUAUAUAGUAAUCGGAAUAGCUAGAUUAGACUUUGCCGUGACGCAGUCAAAGUCCCAUAGCUGACGAGAUACGAACGCUGCAUAUUCGCAGCAGAUCUGCCCACAGUUGCGCUUCCGGUGUGAUAGCCUCUGCAAGCUAGUCAAU